UGUGGAGCCUAUUUGUAGGCCUGCUAAAAAUAGGGCCUCGCUGGCAACACAUGCAUGUCUAUGAUAGGCAGCUCAAGUGCUUCUCCUCAGACUCCAGCCACAAAGGAACACGGAAGAUCUUAAUGGGGUUUUUACCUGGACUAAAGUUGACCUGGAGCAGUGACCUUUCUUGAGCUUUGGACGCAACAAAGGAGUCUUUUGAUUUACCGUUUUAAGUAAAAGGGACUUAGAAUGACUUCCAGAAGGCCGAUGACACGCUCUUUUUCCAGCAAUGGACGGACAAGCAGCUUCAAUGAAGAGGAUAACGGAUCCGCGAACGGUCGCCCGGAGAGCCGGAAUACUUACCUCUCCAAUGUUAGGCCUGAGAACAGGAGCACACUGUGCACCGUCAUGGCUCAGUUAACGGAAGAUAUACAGCCCUCCUUUGACACGACCCUAAAGUCGAAAGCGGUGUCGGAAAACUGUAACGUGAAAUUCACCUGCGUCGUGUCUGGUUAUCCAGCUCCAGAGCUGAAGUGGUACAAAGAUGAUAUGGAAAUGGACCGCUACUGUGGCCUGCCCAAAUAUGAAAUAAGACGGAAUGGAAAAACUCACACUCUCCAAAUCUACAACUGUUCAUUGGACGACGCUGCAAUCUACCAGGUCUCUGCGUGCAACAGCAAAGGCAUCGUGUCAUGCUCUGGAGUUCUGGAAGUUGGAACCAUGAAUGAGUACCAGAUCCACCAGAGGUUCUUCGCUAAACUGAAGCAGAAAGCAGAGAAAAAGAAGAAAGAAGUGGAGGAGCAGACGAAGAAGAAGGAUGAGGGGAAAGAUCGGGAAGCGAAAGCGAAGGUCAGCCCGGAACGUCCUCCGAGAAAGCGGCCCAUUUCACACACGGCACCAGCAGUCAAGGAGCCGGAAGCUGCGGAGCAGCCGGUGGCUGAAACGAAUGGAAUGCCCCCUGAAGUGACUGAGGCAGCUCCAGAGACUUCCGUGGACAAUGCCGUUGAGAAGGAGAAGCCACCAUCUGAGGAAACACUGGUGCAGAAGAAAAUUAAAGUAACUAACGGUGUUGACGCUGGAGUCAACAAGGCCGACAACUGCUACGAUGGUGGAAUCAGCUUAGCUCAGUUCCUGGCACAGACUCUUCAGUCUCAGGCUGCUGAGGAGAAACAGAACCCAUCUCAAACAGAGACGCCUCUAGAAAUGGAUUCAGCUGUUGAAAAAGAGGACGCACCUGAGAGGACACUGAGGAUGGAAGAGGAGCAGGAGACAAGAGAAGAGAAAGAUCGCUCCAGCUACCAAGAGAAGGAGGAAGAGAGACCUAGCCGAACGACGGAGCAUCCAAAGCAUCAUGGCAAGGCUCGUAAGGACCAUGAGCACCAUCACCUUCAGGCGUCCUUGUCGUCGAUGCUUCACUCGGUCAAAGACUUCUUCUUUGGGAAGGGUAAGAAGGACUCGCACCAUCCCAGCGACAGUAAAGAGAGCUACCUACAGCCCAGCCCACCACAAACGCCGCCAUCAUACCAGCUACACGCCGAGCAAAUCAGCGAGCCUCAGAAACCAGAUAUUUCUGUACCCAUGGUGAUCGAUGAACCGCAUUAUCCAACAGAAGAUGUGGCUACAGAACAGCAUGAAGAUGGAUCUCAGGAUAGACCUCUUCAGUUGGACUCACCAGAAGCUCAUAAAUCCCCUCAUGAGGAUCUACGGCCUUCAACAGGGCAGAAUGACAAGGAUGUCCCUGUGGUGACAAUGGAGGCAUCAGUGGGGGCAGAGAUCAACGCUCCAGGUGAAGAUAUGGCAUUGUCUGGGCCUCAAGUUUCAACGGAGCAGGUUGAAGAAAAUGUAUCUCCACUGGUCCCUGAAGUGGCUCCACAACAUGAUCCGGUGGAAUGCCUGGUUAGCCAUCCAGCUGCUAAAGAAGAGUCCUCAGUCAAAGACCAUUGUUCACCCCAGUGUGAUGAGGUUCCAAUGGAACAAUUCCCCCCUAUAGGUAUCAUAAAAGAUCUACCGAUCAUCACCAUCUCAGAAAUGGACAGCGAGGUCAUUGUUGAAGCUGCAGUUGAGGAAAAGGUGGGACCAGAAGAUGAGCGUCUUACGGGAGAGAACCUUAGCUGCGGUGAGUUAGACGUGGAAGAAAAAGCUGAAGUGAAAUCCAGCCAAGAGCCGCGCUCUGCCGUGGAAGUUUCGGUAGUAACAAGUUUAGACAGUCUAAUAGAGAUGGCUGAGUUGACAGAACCUGAAAUACCAGGUCAAGCCCUGCUCUCAUUGAAUGAAGUGGAACAGUGUGAAGCUAAAGUAGAAGCCACAAUACCGUCCCUUAUUAAUGAAAUGCAUUCUGCUCCAGCUGCAGAAGUAAGUGUCCAGAAAGAUGACACAGUUACUGUAGAAGAAGACAAGAUUGAAGUCAGUUUAGAGAAUGAAAGAGAAGCUUCAGGAGGUGAAAGUAUGACAGUCGUAGAGAACGUGGCAUCAGUGUCUGAUUUAGAGGAGGCAGAAGAUGUUGGAAACAACGUGAGAAAAGGAGAGCAGUUGGAGGUCAUGGACGAGCCGAGUGGUGAAGAAAACAAGGAAGUCAAUGAGAAAAAGACUGAAACACAAACAUAUACAGACAAGACGGAUGAUUCAACGGGGGUUUCAGAGGGUGAUGUAAUGUUGACCUCAAGUUUGAAAGAUAAUGAGGAACAACGAACCAGCAGUGACAAACAGCUGCCUGUGGCGACACCACAGGUGGAUCUGAACCUAGAUAUCAGCUCCAUAGAGGACGUUAACCAGAUUAAACCCCGAGCCAUCCCAAAAUGUGACCUAUUAGAUCCGGGGAUGAAAGAGUCGAUGCUGCCUUUGACUAUAUUGGCGCUCAAUAAGAAAGAAAUGGAGACCUCUUUCCUGCCAAAACAUGAUGCAACAGAAGCGCUGAUCCAAGACAUGACUGUGGCAGAUUCAUUGGGGUUGCUGUCGAAGCAGAAAGGUAUGCAGGAUAAUGAAGUACAGUCAGAGAAAGUUAAGCUUUCGCAAUCAGAUGAGAGAGUCGAGGAGGAGCCGGCUGGCGUGAAACGUGAGCUUCCCAGAGUGAACUCAAUUCCUGUCAUUAAUGUGUCAUGUUCCGACGACAUAAAGGUUGAAGAAUUGACAGAUGUUUUUGAUGCACCACUUGUUGAAGCCCCCACACCGACCCUGACAGUUGUGCCGCCGAUAUCUGUCACUUGUCCUGAGAGUGACGGCGCACUCCCAAAGCCCGAACUGUGUGAGUCGGGAGUGACAGAAACCGGCGCAGUCACGCGAAGCGGAACAGAGGAUGAUGUCAGCAAUCAUCUGCCCACAAAACCUCACAGUACUGAGAGACAAGCAGGGACGGUUGAAAAAUUGCAGACAGACGAGUCUGUUUCUGGGCCGACUCAGAUUUCCCCAGCCAAGCCAGACAGUGCACUACCUAUGAACAAAGUCACAGACAGUCAGGUUGUCACUGAUGUGUUGAAAAAUAAACCCGCCAGAGAAGGAAAGACGGACUCUUUCAUGACAGUUGAGGAUCUGCUGAAAACUAGAUCCUCGGAAAGACUUUGUUUUAAGCCCCCCAUCAUGCCCUCAUUAAGCCCGUCCAGUCUACGUAAGUUUAAACCGACUCCCGAAUCAGAGAACGAGGCUGGAACCGUCCCCGUGAUCACUGUGGAUGACCGCCCAGGUGACAAAGCAGAAGACGACCUGAGCGGUGGUUCCACACCGACAUCGUCCCUGUCCUGUGAGAGCAGUCCGCGGCUGAAACGCAGAGACAGCCUUUCGCUUAUCCGCUCCGCCACGCCCGAGGAGUUGGCUUCCGGAGCGCGACGGAAGAUCUUCAUCCCGAAAACCAAGGAUGACGCUGAUGGAAUUGCUGACGUGAAGAGUCCCUACAUGUCCCCGAGUCAGGCCCGCCGAGCAGCUCUCCUUCAAGCUCCGAUGGGACAGAAGACCCCUCCCAUGGAAAGGCGGUCGCCAUUGAUGAGCCGCAGGAAAGCUACGCUCGACGUACCAAAGGUUGUGGAGGAGCCAGUGAAGACACCACCUGAGGAGAAACCUGCUGAGAAGAAGCUCGAUCCACUUAAAGCGCCGCAGGUCAUCCGGAAGAUCCGGGGGGAGCCGUUCCCAGACGCCUCAGGACACCUGAAGCUGUGGUGCCAGUUCUUCAACGUCCUCAGUGACGCCACCAUUAAGUGGUACAGAGAUGAGGAGGAGAUACUGGAGGUGAACCGAAGUGGUGGCGAUGAAAGCCAGGUGGCGCUAGCGAUAGUGCUGGCGUCAAGCAAGGACUGCGGGGUCUACGGCUGCACCAUUAACAACGAGUACGGAAGCGACACCACUGACUUCUUGCUCAGUGAAGACAUUCUGGCAGAGAUCCUUCUCAGAGAUGAUUUGGAAGUUGGUGAGGAGAUCGAGAUGACCCCACUGCUGUUCACCAAGGGUCUGGCCAACUCCGGCUCCUGGGGCGAGAAGUACUUCGGCCGUAUCAUGACUGAGACGGCCAACGUCGGGGAGGGCUGGUGCCAUAAAGCCAGCAAGGUUAGAGUCAUAUAUGGCCUGAACCCCAUCUUUGAAUCUGGAAGCAACUGCAUCAUGAAGGUUCAGAACCCCAUCGCCUACGGGACCAAACAGGAGAGCAACCUGGCGGAGAGAAAUCUGGAGAUCACCAAACAAGAGUGCAAAACUCAAAACAUGAUCCGGGAGUAUUGUAAAAUCUUCGCCGCUGAAGCAAGAGUGCAGGAGAACUUUGGCUGUGGACUCGAGGUGAUUCCUCAGUAUCUGAUGUACCGGCCGGCCAACUCAGUGCCCUACGCCACGGUGGAGGAGGAACUGAGCGGCGUCUUCCUCAAAUAUUCCACGACGGACGCCAAAGGUAGACUGAUCCUACGGAGCGUUUCGGAGAUGGAGCAGAAAUGUUGCACCUUCCAACACUGGAUCCAUGAGUGGACGCAUGGCAACCUCCUGGUCACUCGACUCGAAGGUGUUGGAACCAAGCUCACUAACGUCAGAGUCGUCACCAAGAAUAAAGGAUACCAAGGUCUGACCGAACGAGGCUCUCCCGAAGUCUUUGACCAGUUCUUGGCUCAACAUCAAUGCAACUACUACUGCGGACUUCUCAGCCUUCGCCCGCUCAAGUCCAUGGAUAGUCUUCAACAGCCUGCCAAAAUGAAAGGCUCCAGGAGUCCCUUGCUCAAUCGCAAGGUGGGGUCUGGCUCAGGUAGCCCACAGCUGCAGCGCAAAGGUCAAAGCCCUCAGUUGUCCCGCAAGACUAACUCCAGCCCAAGGGUGUCAAGGAAAGUUCAAGAGACUGAGGACAAUAAAUCGGACGUUUCACCAGCCGGUGAUGGUACAGAACCAAGGUAGGGCUCAUAAAUGUUUGACAUGAAUUAAAGCUAGUUGUUUUCCAGCCAAGUACUUCAUGACUGACAUGUAAAAACUGUGAAUAAGACGGAACACUGAGUGAUGUUCUUUUAUCAAGUAGGUUAACUAUUUACUUUAGUUAAACCAAGCGUAAAUGUAAUGGUUGACUCGCAGGUUAAGGUCAUCAUCACCUUUAACUUAUUAACUGAUAGGAGUUGGAAAAAAGUGGAGCAUAGAAAUGUGAACUGUGAAGGAUGGAACUGCGACAAUCUGGCUUUGAGCGUCAGAAACUCUGCAUGUGCAGUUCAUGAUGGAAUUAAACCACGUUAUUAUCUGAGGCGCAGUCAACACCAUUUAGACAGUUCUGUAUUUAUUGAUUUUUUUUUACUUCACCACUGUAAUUAUACUGUAUUUAUUUCCACAACGCUGACGCAGAGGGGUGAAAUAAAGCCACGGGAAAGUGACCGUCCGGUUCAUAAGAGUUUUUUUUUGGACUUAAAAAAAAAAUGUGUCGACUGUAAAAACUGUCCUUCUUGCUGUUAUCAGGGCCACCAAUUGUUACGCUCAAUUCUAAGUGUCCAGACUAGGAUGCUUCAGUGAAUGAUUCAUGACAAUCUACUGUUUUGUAAAAAUCCCCUUUAGAUGCAUGUGUUUUUAAGGUAUUUUCAAUAGUAAAGUGAGUAAUCUGACCAGUGGACGGUUGAGACGUUUGCUGGGAUUAAAGUCCGAUUGUGUAUAUAAAGCCAAAUGACAAGAUACAGAAUCUUAAUGUGGUGUGAUGUUGAGACACCCGGCUCCCUACAUCGGUGCGAGUGGGUGAGUGAAAGAGUAGACCAUUUGUCACUUGGUUGUUGUGUGUUUCCUUCACACCAGCGC
This is a messenger RNA of Synchiropus splendidus (mandarinfish), 6210 nucleotides long. It is a transcript of the gene alpk3a, whose product is annotated as alpha-kinase 3a. NCBI's taxonomy places the organism in Eukaryota, Metazoa, Chordata, Actinopteri, Syngnathiformes, Callionymidae. Gene Ontology annotation, biological process: cardiac muscle cell development; protein phosphorylation. The record is from RefSeq and is a predicted model, not a curated record. Gene Ontology annotation, cellular component: nucleus. Bases 232 to 5337 code for a protein of 1701 amino acids. The transcript is spliced from 14 exons. Gene Ontology annotation, molecular function: protein serine/threonine kinase activity; ATP binding.